AUGGCGGUUGAGGAGGUUCCCAUCCCCGAACCAAGGGGCCUGCCCUUCCUUGGAAACAUUGCCGAGUUCAACCCCGAGAACCCCAUGGAGGAUCUCAAACGUCUAGCAGAUACAUACGGCGAGGUCUACCGUCUCCGAUUCCCCGGCGGGAAAACCGCCUGUUUUGUUUCAACAAACGCCCUUGUCAACGAACUUUGCGAUGAGAGUCGAUUCCAGAAGACGCUGAACAACGUUCUUAGUGAAGUGAGGGAGAUUGCCAACGAUGGCCUCUUCACUGCCAGGCUGGACGAGACAAACUGGGGCAUUGCACACAGGAUUCUAAUUCCUGCCUUUGGGCCCGUAACCAUCCGCGGAAUGUUUGACGAAAUGGUAGAUGUCGCGUCCCAAAUGGCCCUGAAAUGGGCACGCCACGGCCCAUCGGCACCCAUCAUGGUCACCGACGAUUUCACCCGCCUUGCUCUCGACACAAUCGCGCUGUGCUCCAUGGACUUCCGCUUCAACUCGUACUAUCGCGAGGAGCUUCACCCUUUCGUCAAGGCCAUGGGGGACGCCCUCACAGAGUGUGGCAACAGGGAUCGGAGACCGGCCUUUGCCAACCACUUUUUCGGGGGCACGCAGCAGAAAUUCUUCGCCGACAUCGAGUUGCUGCGCAAGACGGCGCAAGAGGUGCUCGAGGCCCGGAAAGCUCAUCCGUCUGACAGGAAAGACCUGCUGUCCGCCAUGCUCAACGGCGUGGAUCCCAAGACUGGCCAGAGGAUGACCGAUGACAGCAUUAUCGACAACCUGAUCACCUUUCUCAUUGCCGGCCAUGAGACAACCUCCGGCAUGUUGUCCUUUGCCUUUUACGAGCUCUUGAGACACCCGGCUGCCUAUCGAAAAGUCCAACAGGAGGUUGACGAGGUCGUCGGGCAGGGUCCUAUCAAAAUGGAUCACUUAUCGAAGUUGCCAUACUUGAAUGCUGUCCUCCGGGAGACUUUGCGACUCUCUUCCACAAUCCCAGCGUUCGGUGUCGAGGCCAAGGAGAACACCCUCAUUGGCGGCAAGUACCGUGUCAAGAAGGGCGAACCCAUUGCCUUAUUACUGGGCAGAGCGCACCUCGACCCUGUUGUCUACGGCGACGACGCGACCGAGUUCAAGCCCGAGCGCAUGUUGGAUACGAACUUUGAGCGCCUGCAAAAGGAGUUCCCAAACUCGUGGAAACCCUUUGGUAACGGAAUGCGUGCCUGUAUCGGCAGGCCGAUUGCGUGGCAGGAGGGUCUGAUCGCCAUGGCCAUGCUUCUGCAGAACUUCAACUUCACUAUGGACGACCCGAACUACCAGCUCAAGGUUGCCGAGUCGCUCACCAUCAAGCCCAAAGGCUUCUAUAUGCGUGCCGCCCUGCGAAACGGCAUGAGCCCUACUGAACUGGAGCAGAAACUUACGGGGAGGGGGCCGAACAAGAUGACGUUGCCAUCCCGGCCAUCAGCGCAUACUAACGGUCCUCCUACGAUCAAUGGCAACAAGGUCGCCGAGGCCAGUGGGAAGCCCAUCGGCAUCUACUACGGAUCCAACAGCGGCACGUGUGAAGCACUUGCCCAGAGGCUUGCGGCUGAUGCGAAAACACACGGGUUUAACGCCACAGUAGUAGAGCCCCUGGACACCGCCCGUGAAAACCUCCCCAAGAAUCAGCCCGUGGUCAUAAUCACCGCUUCUUACGAGGGCCAACCGCCAGACAAUGCAGCCCACUUCGUCGCAUGGCUUGAGAGCUUGAAGGCGCAGGAAUUGGGCAGUGUGCCGUACGCCGUCUUUGGCUGCGGCCACCAUGACUGGGUGCAAACUUUCCACCGCGUCCCGAAGCUGGUCGAUACGAUCAUGGAAGAGCGUGGAGCGAGCAGGAUCGUGCCCAUGGGGCUGACCGACGCCGCCGAGAGAGACAUGUUUUCGGACUUCGAAGCCUGGGAGGACGAGGUCCUCUGGCCGGCGCUUAUUGCGAAGUACGAUGCUGGCGGGCCACAGAACGGCAGCGUUGACUCGGAACCCGGCCUCACCGUGCAGGUCUCCAACCCUCGCACUUUGACACUGCGGCAGGACGUCUCGGAGGCCGUCGUUUCCGAAGAGAGAAUUCUCACGGCCGUCGACGCCGCCCAGAAGAAGCACAUGGCCAUCCAGCUCCCGGCCGGCAUGACGUACCGGGCUGGGGACUACCUGGCGGUGCUGCCCCUGAACCCGCGAGACAACGUCGAGAGGGUCUUCCGCAGGUUUCGGCUCGCGAGGGAUGCCUGCCUGACCAUCUCCGGCGACAAGCACACGCCUCUGCCUGUAAACCAGAUUGUCUCCGCGUUUGACAUUCUCGGCGCUUACGUCGAGCUUGCGCAGCCCGCCACGAAGCGGAACAUCUUGUCUCUGAAAGAGGCCACCAAAGAUGCCGAGACCAUCGAGAAGCUGGAGAAUCUCGCCGGCGAGAAGUAUCACGAGGAGAUCACGCAGAAGCGGAUGACGGUUCUGGGCCUCUUGGAAAGAUUCCCGUCCAUCGAGCUGUCCAUCGGCGCCUUCCUCGCCAUGCUCCCACCCAUGCGCGUGCGGCAAUACUCCAUCUCAUCCUCCCCACUCCGAGACCCUUCUGUGGCAACUCUCACCUACUCCGUCCUCGACGAGCCGUCGCUAUCGGGCCAAGGCCGCCAUGUGGGCGUGGCGACGAGCUACCUCGCCGCCCUCAGGGCCGGCGACAAGCUACACGUCGCCGUACGGCCCUCGCACCAGGCCUUCCACCUGCCGCACAACCCGGAGAAGACGCCCCUGAUCCUCAUUGCCGCAGGCUCCGGCAUCGCGCCCUUCCGCGGAUUUGUUCAGGAACGCGCCGCGUUAGUCGCGGCGGGGCGGACCCUCGCCCCCGCGCUCCUGUUCUUCGGGUGCCGCCGGCCGGGCGCGGAUGACCUGUACCGCGAGGAGCUGGACCGCUGGGAGGAGGCGGGGGCCGUGGCGGUGCGCAGAGCCUAUUCCCGCGCCGCCGGGGAGAGCGAGGGGUGUCAGUAUGUGCAGCACAGGCUGUGGCACGAAAGGGAGGAGGUCUCGAGGCUCUGGGCUGACGGGGCCAAAGUGUUUGUGUGCGGAACGCGCAACGUGGGCAAGGCGGUCGAGGAGACGUGCGUCAGGGUCAUUUUGGAGUCGGCCAAGGAGGGGGAGGGGCAGCCUGAGCUGAGAGGCUUGGACUAUGAGGGGGCGAAGAAGUGGUUUGAGGGCACCCGGAACGAGAGAUAUGCUACGGAUGUCUUUGACUGA
Molecule: messenger RNA, 3258 nt
Organism: Colletotrichum higginsianum IMI 349063
Lineage: Eukaryota; Fungi; Ascomycota; Sordariomycetes; Glomerellales; Glomerellaceae
Product: Bifunctional P-450/NADPH-P450 reductase
Exons: 6
Coding region: 1-3258 (1085 amino acids)
Cellular component (GO): cytosol
Molecular function (GO): aromatase activity; iron ion binding; FMN binding
Source: RefSeq, a predicted model, not a curated record